Bemisia tabaci is the source of this 5303-nucleotide messenger RNA. Its product is annotated as WD repeat-containing protein 20. The record is from RefSeq and is a predicted model, not a curated record. Gene Ontology annotation, molecular function: protein binding. Lineage: Eukaryota; Metazoa; Arthropoda; Insecta; Hemiptera; Aleyrodidae.
GCACGUUUAUAAAUGAAAAUGGCGAUUUCUGUGUUUUGAGUAUGGUGAUAAAUCGUGUGAAAUGGCGAUAAAUGUGGACAGUGGAGGAAAAGAUGAGGUGAAAACUCAUUUUGUGACCCGCGAAGGGACGUACAAGUUGAUGCCCUUGUCGGAAUAUUCCCGGCCGAACCGCCCGCCGUACUCCAGCGUCCAGGGAAACUCGCCUGUUCGUCUCUCGUUCGUGUCUCUGCCCGACUCUGCCGCUGGCACCGAAGAGAGGAUAUGUUUCAACAUCGGCAGAGAACUCUACAUAUUUGUAUAUAAAGGAAGCAAAAAGGCUGCUGACUUAACGAAACCUGUGGACAAGAAAAUGUAUAAAGGAACAAAUCCAACGUGCCAUGAUUUCAACUUAACAACAGCAACUAGUGAGACAGCAGCUUUACUUGUAGGUUUUUCCACUGGACAAGUGCAGCUCAUUGACCCCAUAAAGAAGGAGUUAAGCAAAGUCUAUAAUGAAGAGCGAUUAGUGGAUAAAACAAAAGUAACGUGCAUUCGUUGGGUUCCUAAGUCUCCAAAUCUCUUCCUGGUUAGUCAUGCAAGUGGUCAAUUGUACCUUUACAAUGAAGAACUUCCAUGCAGCACAACGCCGCCUCAUUAUCAACCAUUCAAACAGGGCGCAGGCUACACCAUCCACACCUGUAAAACCAAAAGCACGCGAAACCCACUCUAUCGAUGGGUCAUUGGUGCCGAAGGCUGCAGUAUUAAUGAGUUCGCUUUCUCACCAUGUAGUUCGUAUUUAGCAAUUGUAUCACAAGACGGUUUUUUGCGAGUCUUUCAUUACGACACAAUGGAAUUAGUCGGUUAUGCACGUAGUUAUUUCGGUGGAUUUUUAUGUGUGUGUUGGUCCCCAGACUCGAAAUAUGUCGUUGUUGGCGGUGAGGACGACCUUGUGACAGUUUGGAGCCUUCAUGAGCGAAGAGUUGUCGCGCGGGGUCAGGGUCACCGUAGUUGGGUCAGUGUAGUCGCGUUUGACCCUUUCACAACGUUAGUUGGUCAGUCAAACGGUGAACCAGAGUGUACGUCGGGAGUGUGUUACAGGCUUGGCUCAGUUGGGCAGGACACGCAAGUCUGUUUGUGGGACAUAACAGACGAUGUUUUAAGGCAACCCUCCGGUAGUGGACGGCCACGGACUUGUAGUAGUGUUCAGCCAGGCAAUGGUUCAGCUAAGUUUAAUAAUUCUCAAGCUCAUUUCCUAGAUAACUUGUUCGAUGGUAGUGUCGUGAAUUCACACCACUCCCCCAUGUCGUUUACACAGAGGCUUGCUGCGUUUGGGGACAAGAAAAAAGUGGUCGAGAAAAAAGAAAGUAGUGAGAGGUCUCAUAAACGGAACUUUAGUUUUACAUCCAAAGGCUCAGGUUCGGAUAAAGUGAAUUGUGUCGUGAACCACUCUACCUGUGAUGACCCGAUGAAGUUAAUCGGAACAGACAUGUGCCCUCGUUAUGACCAGUGUCCUGUUUUGGAGCCACUGAUCUGCAAAAAGAUUGCUCACGAACGUCUGACAGCACUGGUGUUCAAAGAAGACUCUUUUGUAACGGCUUGUCAGGAUGGCUAUGUUUACACAUGGGCAAGACCUGAAAAACCUACUAGUUCAAAUCAUCUUGGAUCAGGGCCAAGUUGUUCAUCAAUAGGAGUUAACAAAAAUGGCACGGUUGUAUAACAUUCGUGGAACCGCCGGCUCGGGUCUUCAUCUUCAUCGUUGGGUGAGCAGUAGCUGUUAUUGUGAUACUUGACUGAAAUGCAAUCAAACUGAGCCAUGAAAGCCGCGCCCACUCCGCAUGAUAAUACUCUGGAAAUUACCAAUGAAAAAUAAUUUCAAAUGAGGGGGUAUUCUGCCUUUUCCUCAACUACCUCCAUUUCUCCCUUUACAAAUACACCAAUUCGAGUGCAUGAUCGCUAAUUUGGAACUGAAGGGACUGCAGAUUUUUCUUGUGGAAUGAAGGGUUUUUGAAUUAGUAAGAGUUCAAACCGCAGAGAAGGGUCUUGAAGAUACUUUGACAUGAAAAGAUUUUUAAAUAAGCUCAAUAAUUAGAAGUAGAGCUAAUUUUCGCCCUGUAUUUUUCAGUACAUUUUCAAUAAGGAACCACAAGUUCUCAUUUUAGAAACAAUGUAUGGCCUACUAGUUUCUCUAUGCAGACAGGUGAUUUUAAGGUUAAGCCAGAAAUAGUAGUUCCUUAUUGUGCAGUGUACUCCAUUUGAAAGCUACUAUCUAUUUUCAUGAAUUUGCUAUGCCCGUUUCAAUGCAGUGAAGGGGAGAAAAGCCACUGAGUACUUCUGAGUGGCAGAGUCCUGUUCUACUAGUUUGAAAUAAAAGGCGUUUGAUCCAGGUUUUGAAAAGGCAACUAGACAAGGUCUGAAGUAGAGAAAAAUGUCGCGUGCUGAUUCUCAAAAUCUUACGUAGAAAUGAAGAGGGAACUAAACAAGAUAUUAAUAUGUAUUCUUAUCAUGGUUCAAAUGGAAGUUAGAUUAUACGAAUGACGUCAUUUGUAUUUUUGUCAUUUUAUCAAUAUUAAUUGCAAACACUAAUAUCUUGUUUAGAAGUUGAUUUUCAGACUUCCUGCAGUGCGAUUUGUUUUCCUCAUGAAAUUUUAAAGAGGAAAUAUGUUACAUAGUGCUUUAACUCAUACCUUGUCAAGUGGCCCAUCACAGAACGUAAGGGUGUUGCCAUUUCAAAGUUCACAACUGACUCAUUCGCUAAUCGAGGUCUAAAGAAUUUUAAACAUUUAAACUAACGAGUGGAGACAAAUAUAUGUUUUUUUUGUUUUUUUUUUUUAAAAAUGUUGGUAUAGAUUCGCCCAUAGGCACUACUUUUCCUUCACAUUAAAGAGCUUUUCAAAUUAGCAAGCUCGCACUGUAUCUCUCGUCGGAUUUCUUGAAUCUACUCUUACUCUGCCCUGAGAACAUUUCAAUUUCAAUUUCAAUUGAUCCGGCAUGAAUGAUCAUGAAUCAUGCCUUGAUCGUUUCAUUAACAGAUAAAUGUACAGUAUGUUCGUUUUGAAAUUAAGUUCCUGAGUUUGAUAUUAUUUGAGGUAUCAUCCAUUUGAAAACUGUUGAAUACUUGCAAAUACUUGAUUCAGAAAUCUUGUGUUAAGAAAGAGGGCAUUAAUUCAUAUCAACCCAUUAGAUUCAGCUGGCGGAUCAAGUUUCUGACUGAUUUGCAAAUGAUCAUUCUAAAAAUAUUUUUCUUGAGAAUUUCUGGAGUUUUUCUGAGUAAAUGAUUUUUGUAAUUUUAGCUGUCUAAGAAUAAUUCCAGUCAGGAAUUGGAGCUUCAGAAACCAUCUGAAGGGCGUUGGUCCCACUUUUUUGGUUCGUAAGACUACUCUUUAGUCCAUAGUUGCCUUCUAUGAGUAUUGGUGGUGAAGAGCUAGUAGUCUCUGAUAUUCCGCAGGGCGCGGCUAUUCGUCUCUUUGUUAUGCCAACUAUCGUCUUAGAUUUUUUGCAUGGGUCAGUGGUGUGUGUCUUUGGAGAGGAAACCACUAGGUAUCAAGAAACAGAGGUUUUUUGCUUUGAGAUUUUCCGGCUGAAAAUCAUUAUCUUUUUAAAAAUUUCUCCAGGAAAAUUCAUUACAUGCAGCCUAAGUACUCCAUAUCAAUCUAUGUUAUCAUGUGUAUCACAUGUUUUAAUAUAUGUUAAAAAACGUUAGGUCUUUUACUGGUUUAAAUACUUUUUGAUGGAAGUUCCAUUCUAUGAUGGCCAAAAACGUACUGGUAACUUAAUUCUUCAUAGAGCUUCUUCAGCUGAAGCUGUUGAUAAAGUGACCCUUUUGAUUUAAAUAGUUCUCAUUGCUCUAACUCAACAUUAAGUUUUUGCUGUCAGAAUUUCCUGCUCCUUCCGCACCACUGAUCCGGGGUUAUCCUAAGAUUUUAUGAAAUAUUCUGUUUUCAUUAUUAAUUUUUUAUGUAACCCUUUUUUAUCUCAAUUGUCAUGUCUCAAUGUUAUUCAUAUCCAUGUUAUCAAUGACUCUGAUCAAAUCAGAGAACUGUUAGUCUGUGAAAUUAAUAUGUUAGAAUGUUUAAUUUUUUUCACAUUUGACUACUGAGAGAAGUCAAAUUUUUAUCUCUUUUGUGAAUCCUUGGGUAGAACUUCAGCCAAUGACCCUCACUCACUAGAACACCUGCACCAUCUGAGUCAGGCGUCAUCAACGUAAGAAAAUUCCUGUUUCAAGAUACAUAUGUACUUGUGAGCAUGAGAAUGUUUCAGUGAUGCAAGUUCAAGGUACAAUUUAACUAGAAAGAGAUUAGCAAGCCUCAUUAUAUUUCUGGGCACACUGACCUCAGACUACUGAAUUAUAUAAUUAUCAUCAGCAUGAAUACCAAUCAAAUGUGCUGUACAGUUGCAUAAAAUUUACAAUUUUUGUCCACGCCCCCCCCCCCUCUUUUUGUUUUUGAUCAGGAGUAACUAUCUGCCAUCUCGAAUUUUGAUUUCUCUCUAAUGAAAUCAAAACCACUCAAAUCAUCUGUAAAAUUAAUGUGCAAUUGCUUAUCUUCUUCCAGUCGGUUUUGAGCAUAUUUUCUUUUUAGUGAGUAGAAUGCCACCUCCAAGGAUUUUUAACAAGGAAGAAUCUUAACUUAUCUCUAAAUGCCACAGUAGGGCUCAAGUCCAAAUUUCAUGAAUAAUGUACUGUGUUGUGUUAUCUCCCUUAGAAAUUAUCCAGGUACGGUGUUGCAGGGCAAAUAUUUUAUCCGUUUUGGCAUGGCGGUACCAGAGAACGCCUUAAGUGGCUGAUUCACUGAGUGCUAGGUCCUCCUCAGCAUGGCCCUGUAGGUUGCCUGGUGAAUGGCAGUCUGGGCAAGAUUGUGUAUAAUUAAUUUCUGAAUAUUUUGACAAGACAUGGUCUGGUGAAAAUUUUUAAGGAUUUUGACAUAUCUUCAACCAUUGACUCAGUAAUGGCUGUUCAACUAAUCCACCACUGACUGCAGAAUCUGUAAGACGCUUAUAAAAUCUGGAAGAAAGAUGCUUACCACUGUAUAUUUUCCAUUCAUAAUGUUCUGAUAUGCAACAGAUUAAUUGACUCAUGAUGAGAACCAUGCCAUUGGUCUGAUGUUCUACCCAAUCCAGCUUGUUAGAAGUUACAAAUACACAAUGCAUUUUGUAACUAACCCUAGCAGUAUUAUUUGUUUGAAGGCUUUAUAUAUGAAAUGGUCUCUGUUACUUUCCUCUUAAUUAGCGCAAUAGUAACAGUAGGUUGAAUUAGUCGCAGUGAAACAUUGGCAUUGUCCCAUGGUUUUUACUUAUUUCCCGUUUUUGAGGUCAAAUGUCGAAUGCCU